This is a messenger RNA of Pygocentrus nattereri (red-bellied piranha), 2487 nucleotides long. RefSeq names its product beta-1,4-galactosyltransferase 1-like. Bases 735 to 1760 code for a protein of 341 amino acids. NCBI's taxonomy places the organism in Eukaryota, Metazoa, Chordata, Actinopteri, Characiformes, Serrasalmidae. Gene Ontology annotation, molecular function: cytoskeletal protein binding; beta-N-acetylglucosaminylglycopeptide beta-1,4-galactosyltransferase activity. Gene Ontology annotation, biological process: carbohydrate metabolic process; protein N-linked glycosylation. The transcript is spliced from 6 exons. The record is from RefSeq and is a predicted model, not a curated record.
CGUUGUGCUUCCACUCACUGGCCACUUUAUCAGAAACACCUACCUUGUGCUUCUACUAACUGGCCACUUUAACACCUACAGUGCUGGAUUAACACCUACAGUAUAUUCCUAUAGGUAAUCUAAGAGUUCUAAAAAUUGAUCUAGAGAUAAUCUCACUUUGCAAAAAAUAUCUUAAUAGUUCAUCUAACUCUGUGAGAGUUAAUCAAUUCUAUAGUUAAUCUGAGUGUUAAUCUCACUUUAUAAUAAUCGGAGUUACUCGAACUCUAUAGAAUUAGUGUGCGUUCAUUAACUCCGCAGAGUUGAUCCGAGUGUUAAUCUCACUUUAUAGAGUGAAUCUGAUUGCCAAUCUCACUUUAUACCGUUAAUCACAGAGUUUGACUCAUUCAGUCAAAGUGUUAAUUUAAUGGUGUAGAAAUAAUCCGAGGGUUAAUCCCGUUUAAAACUUGCUACACUUCAGCUGUCAAUCCAACACUGUAGAUGUUCUAAUUUAUGGUUUACUGGCAGCCCUCUUGUGGUUUGGACACACCCACACACUCCACCCCUCACCAUGCACAUGACAGCUGGAGGAGUGUCUCGUGCUCACUUUUCCCCACGGCAGUGGCGCGGGACGGAGCGCGAGAGGGACUCAUUUUAACAGGUCGCUUUUAUGAGUUUAUUCAAUUAUUUAUUUGUUGUUUUUUUAUUUGUAGUUUCGUUUUUUGUUUUUCCUCUGCGCGCGCUCCGGAAGUGUGCAGAUGGAGCCCCGUGCGAACUUCUCUGUCCUCCACAGAGCCUGCGCUCUGGUGGUGGCCCUGUGCACACUCCACCUGUCCGUCAUGCUGCUGUUCUACCUGAGGAGCACGGGCGACGAGAGCGAGCACGCGCCCCCCUCGCCCGGCAACUUCACACUCAGGACCCUCAGGAAGGGGCACAGCGUGAGCACGAGCACUAUGACGAGCACGAGCACUAUGACGAGCACUAUGACGAGCACGAGCACAGCAAUCCCUACGACUCAAGCGCUGGAGAAGUGCCCAGACACUUCCCCCCUCUUAGUGGGUCCUAGAAAUGUGAACUUUUCCCAAACAAUUGAUUUGAAUGAGAUGAGGCAGGACCCAAAGGUGUCUGUGGGUGGACGGUACAAGCCACGAGAAUGUGUGUCACUCCAGAAGGUGGCGCUCAUCAUACCGUUCAGACACAGAGAGGAGCACAUGAAGCACUGGCUUUAUUACCUUCACCCAUUUUUGCAGAGACAACAGCUGGAUUAUGGAGUCUAUGUGAUCGAGCAGGAUGGUGAGGAUACGUUUAACCGUGCUAAGCUGAUGAAUGUGGGCUACGCAGAGGCUCUGAAAGAAUACGACUACGACUGCUUUAUCUUCAGUGAUGUUGACAUUAUCCCUCUAGAUGACCGAAAUACCUACCGCUGCUUUGACCAACCACGUCACCUUGCAGUGUCCAUGGACAAGUUUGGUUUCAGGUUGCCUUACAACCAGUAUUUCGGAGGUGUGUCGGCAAUGAGUAAAGAACAGUACCUGAAAGUCAAUGGCUUCCCCAACAACUACUGGGGCUGGGGUGGAGAGGACGACGACAUCUACAACAGGGUGACAUUUCGAGGGAUGUCUGUGUCUCGGCCUGAUGGCGUUGUUGGGCGGUGCAAGAUGAUUCAGCACGUAAGAGACAACAAGAACGAACCAAACCCUCAGAGAGUGUGUUUCAUUUUCGCAGGUUUGACAGAAUUGCUCGCACGAGACAAACCAUGGACAGCGAUGGCAUCAACAGUCUGACCUACAGAGUGGUGAGGACAGAGAAGGACCAGCUGUUCACCAAAAUCACUGUGGAUAUUGGCAAACCUUGACCUUCUGCUGGCCUUCAAACCAGCCUUAGAGUUCUUAGUUGCUUUUUACACCUCAAUGUAAGGAGGGCUCUUAAAUGGUAGAGCGAGCAUCACACUAAACACUCUCUCUACCGGUUAAGCCAGUCUUUACAUGAAGAAACUGGUCCUUGUUUAUUUAUUGAUUGUAAGGGACGAAAAUUCAAAGAGAAAGGUGUUAGCCUGCAUGCUAAUAACAUUAGCAUUAGUGCGUUUUCUAGGGGCAAAGGGGUUUCACAGUCCUCCUAGCAGACAUUUGGAACACUACUAGCAUACAUGCUGAUGACAUUAGUGAGACCAAAGGGACUGUUCAUUUAACAUUGGAGAAGGGAGAAAUAAUAUUGUUAGCAUUAGCUGCAAAGCUAGCUAGCUAGCUGAUCUUAGUAAAGGGGCUAUGCAUUUAUGAUGGGUGGGACAAAAAAAAUGAAACGUUGGUGGUGUGUUUUUUUUUUUUCUUCCUUUUUUCUUUCCUUCUUUUUUUUUGUCUGCAAAAAAACGAUGUCUUAUCAAGAAAAAGCAUUUUAUAUGUACUCAAUACAUCUAAUACUUCUCAUUAUGUGUUUGUUGUAAGAAGGUUACAAGAUUAUUCAUCAUUCAUUUUUCAUUAAUGUUGCAAGAUUAUUUGUGCACAUAUUGCAAAU